GUACAAAAGUAUUGAACUCAGCCAACUACAAUUUAGCUUUCUGCCACAUGCAAGUAAAUCGACGCUUUUCAUUGGCUGAUAUGCAUUUUUAACUGGAGAAUCCAUUUAACUAAAUUGUUGCUUAUGUUCGCAAGUACGACACUGAGGUCUCUUAGUUAUGUCCAACGUUAUCAAUGAACAAUACAUGUUUUUCUUGACCAAAUGCGACACAAUCCCAUUGCCUUCCAGUCAAAAAACUACACUAACCGCGUUGUCUGCAUUGCGUCUCAUUUCACCCAGGACAAAGUGCAGAGUUGUGUCUCUCGCUUCACAUAUGCGACUCUGGCUGUAAACCUACACUCAUUUCCCUGAAAUGGAAACUGGGCGGAGAUCUCGUUCCUGAAGCUCGAAAGUGAAAGUAUAAAACACAUUAUAGAAGGCUUGGUGCUUGUUGUAAGCUUGAUGGUUAACAUUAUCACAGGUUUGUAAACCGUGUAAGGCUUAUCAUUAUCGUAACCUAUGUGGGCUGUACAUGGACCAAUGAGAUUGCGCGCAUGUCGGCCCCUUCCUCAACUGUUCAUCGAGUGUGUGCCACGGACACCACCAUUUUUGAUCAAUGCUCAGGAGCCUCGGGACUGUCAGGAGCCUCGGGACUGUCAGGAGCCUCGGGACUGUCAGGAGCCUCGGGACUGUCAGGAGCCUCGGGACUGUCAGGAGCCUCGGGACUGUCAGGAGCCUCGGGACUGUCAGGAGCCUCAGGACCCAGAUGAUUCACAAAGAAUCAAACAGAACAGAAAAAGGAUGAUCAUUACAGGAGCAGCAGCAACUGUGGGAGCAACUGCAGCAGUGGUGGGGGCACCAGUAGCCCUGGGAGUGGCAGGUUUGACUACUGUUGGGGUUGCUGCUGGAGCAACUGCAGGGGGUGCCGCAAUAGGAACGGGUACAAUUGCUGCAGCAGCAACAGCAACAGUGGGAGCAGUUGCGGCAGUGGCAAUGGCACCAGUUGUCCUAGGAGCGAUAGGAUUCACUGCUGGUGGGAUUGCUGCUGGAUCAUAUGCAGCAAGCAUGAUGUCUGCAGCGGCCGUGGUAAAUGGAGGUGGGGUAGCAGCAGGGGGUCUUGUUGCUGCUCUACAGUCAGCAGGUGCUGCAGGGCUUUCAGGAGCGGCUACAGCGGCGGUGGGAGGUGCUGGAGCUGCGAUUAGUGGAGCCUUGGGAUGGGUGGCCGCAGGAGCAGGGUUCUCAGGAGCAGCAGCAGCUACUACAGCAGCUACGGCAGGUGCUGCAGGGCUCUCUGCAACAGCUACAGCAGCCGCGGGAGGUGUUGGAGCAGCAGUUGGGGGAACAGCAGGAUGGCUGGCCUCAAGGACAAGGACACCUGAAAAGGAGGAAGGAAAAGAUACAGGAGCAGCUACAGCAGCUGCUGCAGGAGGAGAGGCUACAAAGGCUGUGGGAGGUGUUAGAGCAGCAGAGUUUGGAGCGUCUGAAGGGAAGGGAGGAGUCGAGGAGAGAGAGCUUUCAGGAACGACUACAGCAGCUGCAGAAGGUGCUGCAGGGCUUUCAGGAGAGGCUACAGCAGCUGUGGGUCGUGUUAAAACAGCAGUUGGUGGAGCGGCGGGAUGGCUGUUCUCAAGAAUCAGGACGUCUAAAAAGGAGGGAGGAGAGGGAAGAGGGAGGAUGAGAAGAGGGCCCUUUACAUAAAAACUGUUGAUGUUAUGAAUGUUUUUUUUGUUGCUCCUAAAUUAUUUGUUAUUUUUAUAUUUUUCUCAUUGGAAGGUUGCAAGUUCAAACCCCCGAGCUGACAAGGUACAAAUCUGUCGUUCUGCCCCUGAACAGGCAGUUAAACCACUGUUCCUAGGCCGUCAUUGAAAAUAAGAAUUUGUUCUUAACUGACUUGCCUAGUUAAAAUAAAGCUAAAAAUAUCAUUUUUAUUUCAGAUUUUUGAGUUUAUUUUAGCAAAUAUUUUCUCGAUAAAAAAACAUGAGCAGGUGCAGAGUAAUAGUUUGUGUGGAGGUGCUGACUAAUGACGAAUAAACUAUCAAAAUAAA
Molecule: messenger RNA, 2024 nt
Organism: Oncorhynchus gorbuscha (pink salmon)
Lineage: Eukaryota; Metazoa; Chordata; Actinopteri; Salmoniformes; Salmonidae
Product: predicted GPI-anchored protein 23
Exons: 10
Coding region: 499-1677 (392 amino acids)
Biological process (GO): apoptotic signaling pathway
Cellular component (GO): membrane; mitochondrion
Source: RefSeq, a predicted model, not a curated record